AGGACUCUUUUCCUGGGUUUGCCCAUGCCACGCCAUGGAUUGGAUUUGCCAUUCUGGAACCUGAAUGUUGAAUUGGUUGGGUGGCUCUGUUGCAAGCUUGCUGUUGUUCUCGUACGCAGCUAGUUGGCUGGUACAUUGGAUCAAGCGAUACCGUGGUGAUAAGAGUGAAUUCUUUGGACCUGCAGACUUCUGGAUUGAGAUCCUUACCCACUUUCCCUUGUUGGUUCUCGCUCUCGGGAUUGCAGUGCCUGCGGCAUUUGGCUUCUAUGGCUUGGAGCAAUGUGGUUUCCUUCCGACAAUCAACAUGGUUUUCUCGACUUACCUGGCAGUUGACCUGCCAACUCAAGUCACUUACAAUUGUGUCCAGGAUUCCCUCGAAGGGCUCUGCUGGGGGAGGACAAAGAGGUGUUGCGUGGCAUCAACCUGGAAUUUCCUUGUUGCAACAGAACAGCCCAACAGCUCCUGAGUUGGCCUGGGAAUUCGACAAUCCAAGCGCCUGAGCACUGCAAGUCGGAAGUCAUCUGGUCCACCUGCAGUUGAGGGAGGUUUGCAGAGUCCAGAUAUUUGCCCUUCUCCUUAGCCUGCAUGCCAAGCAAUUCAGUCAUUUUGGUUCUAUCAAAUGCCUGGUGCUUGCAGAACC
Molecule: messenger RNA, 640 nt
Organism: Durusdinium trenchii
Lineage: Eukaryota; Dinophyceae; Suessiales; Symbiodiniaceae
Source: the annotation of a GenBank genome assembly